Messenger RNA from Penicillium vulpinum, 1440 nucleotides. Its product is annotated as polyketide synthase dehydratase domain-containing protein. Gene Ontology annotation, biological process: fatty acid biosynthetic process; secondary metabolite biosynthetic process. Gene Ontology annotation, molecular function: fatty acid synthase activity. Lineage: Eukaryota; Fungi; Ascomycota; Eurotiomycetes; Eurotiales; Aspergillaceae. Bases 1 to 1440 code for a protein of 479 amino acids. The transcript has a single exon. The record is from RefSeq and is a predicted model, not a curated record.
AUGUUCUCAUCGGUCACAAAAGAGCGUGUCUACCCCGCCGAGCUUGGUGGACCCUACUGGGUACGCAACAUGUUCAGCUCAGUUGAGUUUACUGCCGCAGUAUCACAGCUCGCAAACUUAAGCGAGUCUAUCAAGUCCCGCCGCCGACCUGUUCCAAUCAAAUGGACUGUAUUGGUCGAAAUCGGCCCGCACGCCGUUUUGAAAGGACCUGUCUCUCAAAUUCUGCAGUCUGUCAACCCAAAUAUGGCAUCAUUGCCUUACUAUUUGCUAGUUUCGCGCAACAUGCAUGCUUUGCAAACAGCGUUUGAAGUUGCUGGGUCUCUUUGGAGCACAGGACAUACAGUAGACCUUGCCGUGGUAAACAGCAGUGUUGACACUACAAGCCCAACUAUGAUUGCGGAUUUGCCUUCCUAUCCCUGGAAUCACCAAACGUCCUUCUGGCACGAGCCAUUAGAGACAACGCAAUUGAAACAGCGGAAGCAUCCGCGUCAUGAUAUCUUGGGAGCUGCUGUGGAUUAUCAAAACGCUUUGGAGCCACGGUGGAGAAAAUUCCUAAGACUCUCGGAGAAUCCAUGGAUGGCCGAUCAUGUUGUUGCAGGAUCGAUUGUGUUCCCAGCCGCGGGCAUGUUGGUGAUGGCAACCGAGGCAGCGCGGCAACUUGCCGAUAACCAGGCCAAUAUCAAGGGAAUAGAAUUCCAAGACAUUCGCUUCAUGCGAGGAGUGGUUAUUCCAGAUGAAGAACGAGGUUUGGAAACUCUCCUUCAGGUCUCGCCUCACCCAGGCAUGCCAGGCUGGUAUCAAUUCGGAAUUUUCUCACUGCCCUCCGGGGGUGCCUGGAUUCAACACGCGAAGGGCGCAUUCAUUACAAGAUACGAGGACCGAGAAGAUGAUGAGCAUAACUUGAACUGGGAAGCAGCGUUGGAGCGCAUCAAGAACACCCAAACAGUCGGAAAAAUGGCCGAUGUGAGACAAGCACGUGAGUGGUUGUCUCAAACUGGAGGACUUGCCGUAGGACCGGCUUUCCAGACAAUCACUGGCGUUUCCUUCUGCGAUUUAGAGCCUCGUAUCUGGCUAUCUGGGGUGGUCACAAACACAAAACAAUCAAUGCCCUUCGAAAAGGAGUCAUCCAGUUUUAUUCACCCUACAACUCUUGAUUGCCUCUUCCAGUCUGCUCUUUUGUCUUGCUCCAAUGCACUGUCCAGCAACAACGCUAAUAUUCCUGUCGGAGUGGAUAACAUAUAUAUCUCCAAUAAGUUCCAACCCCAGCCAGGUGAACCAUUUGUUGUCCACACAGAGAAUAAGUGGAGAGAUGGGCAAUCGCGGUCCCACUGUAUCGCGUCGGACCCCUGCUGGUCGCAGCCCUGGAUCACGUUUGAAGGUGUCCAUCUCGGUCGCCUACCUUUCAACCCCAAUUCUCAGAAGCAAGAGGAAGCGUCUUAG